CAUCCCGCGCGCUCGCUCGCUCGCCUCGCUGGAGUACCCGUUGCUCCGCGAAUCAAACGCCGAUUGGUGGGAGGCGAGGCGAGGCGAGGAGAAAACUCGGCCCGGCUGGCUGGCUGGCACUCGUGAACUCUGCGAUCACGAGCGAGCAGAAACACGUCGCAGGCAGUGCGCUACACAGUACGGCGCGCGCGAUGGAUUAUUGUCGACUUGACGGCAGGCGAGCAUGCACGAGGCGAGGGCAUGGAUGCUCGAGAAUGCGGAUAAGAGGGCAUGCCAUAAUGCAAAGGGGGUCGAGGAGUCAAGCACUGUCAGACUGCCGCACAGCCGCGAGCGAUUAACGCGUUGCUUUCGAAGCAGCAUUCCCCGCGAGGCCCCCCGCAGCUCUCGUGCGCGCGCUCACACUUCAUGAGGGGUCUCGGCACCUGCCAGCCUGUCAGUCGUUCUGACGGCGAGCGAAACGAGUCGGGCGGACAGUCAUACAAGGGACGGUGGCGAGGGAGCAGACGAGAGACCGCUUUCAUUCACUGAAUUUCCCAAGAGCUUGCCGCGAUUCACUGACAUACCGACAGCGAACAGCCAAGUAGGCCGCCGCACGGCGCUAACGACAUGGAGUGCGAGCAGCAGACGACGCGAGGCGACAGCUGGCGAGAUCCAAGGCACUCAUCGAGCGACGACGAUUCGAUGCACGACGCCGCGACGAACGACCCCUCAGCCUACGACGCCGUCGACGGGCCCGCGGGGAACCUUCCGCGGAGCGAGGGAGGGCAGCGGGCGGGCGACGGCAACGGGGGCGCGCGCGAGCGCGAGAACAAGCUCGGAUGGAAUCCGCGCGGCGGCGGUGCCCCGCGGCCGAGGCGGAGCAAUGGUGCUCAAUUUCCGCAAGCCGCCGCGACCGCAGCCGAUGCUGGAGGAGUCGGAGUCGCCGUCCGACUCGCCUCCAGGGCUGUCGUCGCCGAUCGCCAUCGCCAUGUCCGACUCGCAGUCGCACUCGCGGUCGCAACGACAGCGGCGACGAUUCGCCAAGCCCGUCGCACGGCGAUAGCGGGUUGAGCCAGUCGCCCAAGUCCAGCGGCUGCACUCUCCGCGCGCAAGGCAGUGGCAGUCCCGGCGCGCGUGGCGGAACGGAGGGCGCGCGGGUGAUGCGGCAGCAGCAGCUGCCGCCGAGCCACAUGUUCUGCCGGCUGACGGCCGUCACGCUUCAGGCGGACGAGCGCACGCACGAGCUCAUGGUGCGCUUCGAGCUGCAGCCCGUCCACGAGGCAGAGGCAGCGCGGGUGCAGGCCGCUGCGAGCUAUGAGGCGCGCAAGGCGGGCGCGGGGGGGAAGAGAGGACAGGAGCACGGCAGGAGGGGGGAGGAGGGGGAGGGGAAGGAGCAGGAGGCGGAAGAGGGUGAGGAGGAGGGCGGCACUGAGAUGGACGGGGCGGUCGAGCAGGUGCCACGUCAGGCGGGGCUGCAGGCGGCGGUGCACACGAACGUGGCGCUGCACGCGCGCCUGCACAUGUGCUGCAAGCACCUCUCCUCGAGCGACGCCGCGCCGCACGGCGGCUUCUUCAUCCCGCGCAAGGCCGCCGAGUCGCUCUUCCCCGCCCUCAACGCCAACGAGGAGGGGCCAUGUCAGCAGCUGGUGGCAUCUGACGUGUUUGGCCGCGAUUGGAACUUCCGCCACGUGUACCGCGGGUCGCCGUGCCGCCACCUGCUCACGGCGGGGUGGAGCGCGCUGUGUGCCUCAUGGGGGCUCGCUGCCUCCGACCGCAUCGUCUUCCUCCGGGCGGGCAACGGCGCGCUCAAGGUGGGCGCGAGGCGCAGCGAGGCCGUGGUGGCGGCGCAGCAGAGGCGGCAGAGGGAGCAGGAGAGAGAGAGGGGCAGGCUGGCCAUGGAUGCUGCGUGCAGUGCGGGCACAGUCAACGGGGAGCAGGGCAGGGGGGGUGCGGAGGGGUGUGGGGUGGGCAGCGUGGGUGCAGGGACAGCUGCCGCAGGUGCAGCGGCAGCAGGCGGCGGUGGUGGAGCAGUGGCACCAAAGCAAGUGCUGGAGUGGGCGGCGCACUGCCAUCACAAGAAGAGGCCUCUGGCAGCCACCCCAGCGCCCUUCAUCCUCCCGCUGGGGUCGUUCUGUGCCGCGCUGCGCCUCAAGCAGCGCCUGGCGCCGGCCACCGAGGUGCGCAUGACGUUUGAGACGGACGAGCUCGCCGUGCACCGCCUGCACGGCACCGUCACGGCCGUGCACCGCGCGGUGAGCGGCGUGUGGCCCACGUCGCAGUGGCGGUCGCUGUCAGCACUAGCGGGGGGAAAGGGACCUGCCACGUCAGCAGAGGCUCCUUCAGAAGCCGCCGAGGCAUCAGAGGCGUCAGCAUCAGCGUCAGCAUCAGCAUCAGCUCGGCUUUCCCCUGCAGCAUCCAGCGCUGCAGUUGCAUCAGAGAGCCAGCAGCAGCAGCAGCGGGUGCCUGCUGCCCCCCCCCUCUCUCACUCCAUCCCCCCAACCAUGGCUGCUCCGCUGCGCCCCUCCCACUCCCACUCUCGCCUCCCCUCACUCCCCCUCAUACACGCGCCCUCCCCCUCACACUCCGGCAUCAGCAGCGGCCACAGUGCUGCCACGCAAGCACAUGCGGGUGCCACCAUGCCACAACCGCCAGCAGCAGCAGCGGGUGGGCGUGAGAGCAGAAGGGCUGCCACCACCCCUCGACACAGCGGUGGCGUGUUGGCAGCCGUAGGAGCGCCGUCAGGCAGUGGCGUGCGCAAGCGAGUGCGCUUCCAGUGCGGCGUUGACCCGCCUGCGCCUGCUCCGCACCCUGCCAUGCACCCCACCCACGAGCACCGCCCUCUGCUGGCCCCCCCUUCUGCUGCCGGGCCCCUCUCCCCCGCUGCUCGCCCCCCCUGCCCCACUCGGCCCGCCAGGCUGUCACUCACCUCCCUGCUCCCAUGCACUAGCUGCCACGUGGCUGCUGACUCAUCAGGCGAGCGGCCAGCCAAGAAGGCAAGGAGUGCUGCCCGUGAUGUGAGGUGGCAGAGUGGUGAUGUGGAGGGGCGUGCAGAGGAGGGGGGAGAGGUGGACGGGGAGGAGGACAAGGGGGGGUGUGAGGAGCGAGUGGUGUGCGAUGAGGGGGAGGCGGACGAGGGACGGAAGGACGAAGAGGAGAGGGAGGAAGAUGAGGGGAUGGAGGAGGGGAGAAGUGAGGAAGAGGAGGGGAGGGAGGGAGAGGAGGGAAGGCAGGGAGGAGCGGAGGGUGUCACAUGCAGCAACAGACAUUCUUCAUUUGAAGCAGCGGCAGUGUCACUGCUGGUGCUCAAACAGGGCGGCCAGCACUCUGCACCACCACCACCAGCACCACCAGCAGCAGCACCAGCAGCCCUAGCAGCACCAGCAGCACCAGCAGCACCAGCAGCACCGGCAGCAAUGCAGCAGCCCGCCGUGUCUUCGUGUCUCACCCUCUCGCUCUCUCCCUCUUCCCCACCACCCGCUCAUCGCCCCACUGAACCUCUCGCCUCAGGUGCUUCAGGUGCCUCAGAUGCCUCAGGUUGGUGCGACCCGCUGGCACUCUCCCUCACCCCCUCUCCCCAUCUGCCUCACACGUGGCGCAUGCAGCAGCAGCAGCAGCAGGGUGGGGCAGGUGGAAACGCAGUGGCACAUGGCAGGCAUGACGUGGCACAAGGCGUGCAUUAUGUGGCACGAGGUGUGCAUGACGUGGCACGAGGCAUGCAUGAGGUGGCACAAGACACGGCAACGCACCCUAAAGGAGGAAGCGCGGUGGGGCCACAGAAGGAAGUGCCAGAGACGCCAAGGCAGGGGGGCGAGGGCAUGAGGGGAGUGGCAAUGUACGGCUGUGAUGAAGCGAUAGGGGAGGGGAGCAGGGAGAGCGAGGCACGUGCAUCUGCUGCUGCACUGGCAAGAGCAGCAGCCGGGGAGGCAUUGCAGCCCAGUGCCCAUGGUGCUGCUUUCGCUCCCGGUGUCGCUAAUGGUGUUGCUGUUGGUGUAGCUACUGGUGUUGCUGGUGGUCCAGGAGCUGCUGGUGGGAUGCGGCGCAUCAAACUGCGCAUGGAGGGCAGCCCGGUGGGGCGCACGGUGAAUCUGAGUGGGCUGGCCGGCUUCCAAUCACUGUAUGCCACGUGCGCAGCCAUGCUGCAGCUGCCCCUGCAACAGCCGUGCGCCAAUGUGGCAUCUGAGGUGACUCAAACGCCGCCAUGGCAGCUCACCUACACCGACGCCGACGGCGACACCCUCCUCGUGGGCGAUGGGCCCUGGAGUGAGUUUGUGAGGGACGCACGGAAGUUGUUCGUCAUAAGGACGCCCUAGCUUCAGGAUUGGGGAAGUGACUGGCCAAUUUUGCUUGGAUGUUUGUACAAAUGUGUUGGAUGCAAUAAUAAUGUGCUUACAGU
This is a messenger RNA of Closterium sp. NIES-67, 4372 nucleotides long. Lineage: Eukaryota; Viridiplantae; Streptophyta; Zygnematophyceae; Desmidiales; Closteriaceae. The record is from the annotation of a GenBank genome assembly.